Molecule: messenger RNA, 2839 nt
Organism: Mugil cephalus (flathead mullet)
Lineage: Eukaryota; Metazoa; Chordata; Actinopteri; Mugiliformes; Mugilidae
Exons: 19
Coding region: 126-2489 (787 amino acids)
Source: RefSeq, a predicted model, not a curated record
GUAUAAAUAGACUGAGACGGACACGGAGGACAAACACAUCUCCCUGAGAGCUGAGACGUCAGGUUUCCUCCUGCUGAGAGUCUCCUCCGAACUCCAACUCCCCGACGCUUGUACCGUGGGGCUCCAUGAUGUCUAAACCAGACAUGCUGCUGCUGCUUCUGGCAGUCGCUGCCAGUCAGCUCGACCUUUCUGUCUCCAUGGCUGUAGAGACGAACAUCAGCGCGUGUCCCAUCACCUUUUAUGGCUUUGAAUUCACGGAGAUGCAUGUGUCCUACAACAACUCGUUGGCCAAGAUCUGCUUCGGCUCGUCUGGGAAAGAGUGCCUCCUGUUUAAGGAUCAAAACAUCGACGGCGCGACCGUGGAGAUAAAGUCUAACACAACAAACAACAGCUCAUCAGUCCACCAGGCUCUGCCGGCCUUCACGUCUGCCUCCAGCUGCUGGGUUGAAGUUGCUCUGCAUCUUAGAACAAAUGUGCACCUGCUGGUUUCAAUGUACAACUUUGGAGUCCAAACAGCUGUACAAGUCACUGCCACAAUUCUCUACAACGAGACACGCGUUAACGUGACGGCGGUGGUGGAUGAAACCCUCCUGGGUUCAUGGUCCUUUGCGACGGCUGAAGCACAGAACGAUGUUUUCUUUGAUGUGAGCGGAUGCAGACUCUCAGAAGGCCCAGUGCCUGCCUCUUCAACAGUAUCCAUUAAAGAAACCUGCUCCACUUUAGAAUGCAACGCAUCUGCAGUCCUCACAACCAUCAGCUCUGGGUGUCCUCCAUCCAGGGAAGUGUGCACGGUCAUCGGCUCCACCGUCGUCAAUUUCUACAGCCGAGUCUACACCAUCACAAACAGGUGCAUGUAUAUUCUGUUCAGACAUCGAACUUUCGUUGUCUCUGCGGCUUUCCUGGAGCGCCACCGUCGGGACGUGGUGUUUCUGGACCAUCUGAUUCUGUGGCUGGAAAAAGAGUCCGUUCGAAUAACUCUGGAGCAAGGAGGGAGGGUUAUGAUUGGAGACCAAAUGCUGGCCCUCAAUAGCUCCGCUCAGCGGGUUCACGGCUUGGAGUUCUCAAAGGACAGGAGCGUAGUCACUGUGAACAUCCCCGCCGCCAGCAUGCAGAUCCUGUUUGAUGGCAUCACUGCACAUGUGGCAGGAGGUGGGGUUUCAGAUACGGGUUUAUGUGGCAACGCCAGCGAUUACCAUGACGUAAUAACCCUGAGUGCAGCCAAGGACUUGGAUCUCAGCUCCCCCGGAUGUGAGACUGAGUACAGAGACCCCGUCAAACCUAUGGUCAACUGCAGCGACAUAACUGAACACUGCAGUCUCAUGAGGCGGGAGCCCUUCAGCGCCUGCCACAACCACACUGACCCGGAGCCCUUCAUAGACGCCUGCAUAGACACCAUGUGCAAAUACCCAGACGUGGACGGUCACAGCUGCCAGUUCCUGGAGGCCUACGCCGAGUCCUGCCGCCUGCAAAGCGGCGUGACUCUGACGGGCUGGAUGAACACAACCAGCUGCCCUGAUGUCCCUGAGGACUUCUGUCAGGACACGUACUGCAGCCCUCAUGAGUUCUGUGGUGAGAAGUUGUACGGUGACACCCGCUGCUUCUGCCGCGCCAUUUUUGCCUCCAAGUACCAGCCGACUAAUGCUUUAGGUGAACCGACAGUCUGCUUCCAGAACUCUGCCACUCUUACUCUGGCCGGCUGUCUGCUGGAGGACAAAGGCAUCGACUACAAGGUCCUACACCUCAACGACGACACCUGCAGCGGCCUCAUGGACAACAGGACCCACAUGGUGACCUUCAGCUUCGACCGCGUCAACACCUGCGGGACGGAAGUGAUGAUGAACGGAAGUCAAGUCAUCUACCACAACACCGUGACGUUGAGGAACAACUCUUUGAACAGUAUCAUCACCCGCCACGAUCAAGUACAGAUCGACUUCUCCUGCUUCUACUCGAAGCCACAGGACAAGACUGUGGGCUUCAGGAUCAAAGACAGCUCUGUGAUCAUGCAGAUCGUUUCUGGAGUUUGGAAUUACACUCUGAUGAUGAACGCCUACACCGACCCCGGCCACUCGCAGCUGAUUACAUCCAGCAGCGAGGUCCUGCUGAACCAGAAGAUCUGGGUGGAGCUGAAGACACAGGGGCUGGACGACAAGACCGUCUCCAUGGUGAUCGACUCCUGCUGGUCCACCGAGCAGCCGUCGCCUGAGGGGAACCCGAAAUACGACCUGAUCAUGAGGGGAUGCCCCAACCCCGCGGAUAAGACGGUGAGGAUGGAGAACAACGGGAUGGGAACGUCCAACUACUUCUCCUUCAACAUGUUCCAGUUCUCUGGGAAAAGCAAUGACGUCUACUUGCACUGCAAACUGAACCUGUGUCUCAAACAAGGAGCGUCCUGCGCCCCGGUUUGUGGUGCAGGCAGAAGACGCAGAUCUCUCAUGCCUGUGUAUGCAGACACCAACCCAGCCCUCAUCACCAUGGUCUGGACUAAUUAGAUGAUGAUGAGGAGGAGGAGGAACCUGAAGCCUUGUCUUUGACCAUAUUAUUUUACUACUUAAUUAAACGCUGUUAUAGGUGAUAAUCUUUAGUGAAAUUGAAGGGUAUUAUUUUUAUUAAGGAAGUGUUGAGUCAGAUGAUCCGUUGAUGAAAUUUAAAAGCACAACAUGAGGGUGAGAGAAGAACUUUUAUGCUCAUCUCAAAAGAACCUGUGCUACAGGAAGGUUUCAGGUGAAGGUAAAUACUGAUGUGAAUGUUGAAGUUAUUAUAAAUGAAGGUUUUAACCAUGCGUGGACAAUUAUUCUGUCAGUCAGAAUAAAUAAAUAAAUAAAUGAUUUUGAGUGAUUUA